UCGUGCCAAGUUCUCCGUGCAUUUUCAGAUUCUUCUUCUCUGUCCGGCAACGUCUCGAUGGGCCUUGUGAACCGGCCUUUGCGAUUCGAUGGGUCGCUCGGCUCAACGGUUGGUCUCGAUCGAGGCCCAGAGAAAGCAUCUCGAGGAGCAGGAUUAUCGAUAUCAGACGAGGAAUCCAGGAUUCGCGGCGAACUUGAGCUCGACGUGGAGCGAGAUUUGGAGGAGGAGAUCAAGGAUGGAAUGUAUCGCCUGGCUCUGCAACUCCACCGGCUUUACCAACACCAGAAGGAGAGAAUUUCAAGAGCGCGGCAAUCCGCCCAAAGCGCGGCGAAAAACCGACGGGGAAUCGAGGAGAAAUCGGUCUCGGAGGUGAAUAUAAGCAUCAAAAUGGAAGGAGGGACCAAAGUCGUGAUUAGAGAAACGAAGAGAGAGGCCACGAGAGACAAAACCGGGCCUCUCAGAGCCUCGGGAACGCCAAAUUCGAACCGUCAUAGUAAUAACGAGAAGCACGGAACGAUUGUUCGAAGAGUGAAGAAGUUCGACUGGGCAAACUCCCUUCGAUCGGGAGGAGGCGCGAGCAUCAUCGACGAGAAAGGAAGCGGUAAUGCACUCGGGAAAUCGAGGAUGCAUCCUCGCGGCCGCCGCGUUUCCCGUUCAAACCUUCGAAGCGAGGGUUGCGGAAACAGCGUCGGCGGCGACUCGGCGAGGCACAAAGUGAACCGGCUCGUUGAUCAUAAGUUGCUCGACAUGGAAAUGGGUUGGAAAGGCUGAUGGAUGGAGCUUUUUGUUCACUCUGGUUGUCGAUUGAUGAGUGUUGGUCUGUGUUAAUUAGGACAAUGCAUGCAUGAAAUAAAGGUUCAACGUUGGUUUUGUACGUUUAAUUGUGAUUUGGUCGUGCGUCGCCGGCUUGAAGAUCGAGAUGUAAAUUUAAGAAUUACGAUGAAAUAAUAAGAUGGUUUAA
This is a messenger RNA of Rhodamnia argentea, 961 nucleotides long. RefSeq lists its product as uncharacterized. The transcript has 2 exons. Bases 58 to 771 code for a protein of 237 amino acids. The record is from RefSeq and is a predicted model, not a curated record. NCBI's taxonomy places the organism in Eukaryota, Viridiplantae, Streptophyta, Magnoliopsida, Myrtales, Myrtaceae.